Molecule: messenger RNA, 2227 nt
Organism: Daldinia vernicosa
Lineage: Eukaryota; Fungi; Ascomycota; Sordariomycetes; Xylariales; Hypoxylaceae
Product: major facilitator superfamily domain-containing protein
Exons: 1
Coding region: 412-2103 (563 amino acids)
Biological process (GO): transmembrane transport
Molecular function (GO): transmembrane transporter activity
Source: RefSeq, a predicted model, not a curated record
CUUUAAUCACGUAACCACUUGAUUCAAGACCACGUCUUCCAAGAGUCUACCACCCAGCAUGCGUCAGUGACAGCCACAAUACUACAUUCUGCUAACCCCCCAGGCGGUAAUUAAUCUAAUCACAGGAGUGUGAUUAAUAUGUAGAGAUGGGAAUAAUCUGCGCACAUGUGCUUGGCUGCGUGUUGCCUCCAGGCGGCAAGGUGCCAGCCUACAUCCCGCCCCUGGGUAUUGAGACCCCAUACGACUUGCGCUUUAGAUAGGUAGGUGAAAACCCCCCCGAAUUCUAAGAUGAAGUCAAAUUUCUAGCUACCUCUUCGUCCCCUUCAUCGAGAAAGGGGCAACCUUUAUUCUUCCGCACUGAGAAGCAAAUAUCAAAACAUUCCAAGCAGACAAGACAUUCAGGGAAUUCAGAUGCCUGAACAAGAACCAGCGCCGCAAGGCUCCAACACGAACAUCACAGCUGUAACUCAGAUGGAUGAGCCCGAAUCAUUCCAACAUUCAUGGCGAUUAUGGACCAUUUUCUUGGUCCUCUGCAUGUUAUCCUUUAUGGCCUCUAUUGACUCAACUAUCAUCACUACAUCUUUGCCGAUAGUUACGAGAGAGGUCGGGGGCGCCGGCCAAUACGUCUGGAUAGCGAACUCAUACUUAUUCGCCUGCACCGUGCCCCAGCCUCUUUACGGCCAGAUCGCAGAUAUUUUCGGUCGCCGGAAUCCCAUUUUUGUGGCUAUUGUCCUCUUUACUCUCGGAAGCGGUCUUGCCGGCGGCGCCCAUAAUGUUGGCAUGCUGAUUACCGGCCGGACUAUCCAGGGCCUUGGAUCUGGUGGCCUGUACGUCUUGUCGGACAUCAUAAUUUGCGACUUGAUUCCGCCUCGAUAUCGUGGUCCUUACAUGAGCGCUGUUCUUUCUACUGCUGCUAUCGGCACUACCAUAGGGCCUAUUAUUGGCGGCGCACUUGCUCAAGAGAACUGGCGUUGGGUGUUCUGGAUUAACAUCCCGGUAAUGGGCGUUGGACUCCUGGCUAUCAUUCUCGCACUCAACGUGCGAUAUAAACGCAGCCCGACUUGGCUCCACGCCUUAGCCCGCGUCGACUUUCUCGGCAAUGCGAUUUUUAUACCGACCAUGGUGGCUUUAUUCUUUGGCUUGAUAAUGGGAGGCCAAAACGGCUACCCUUGGGGAUCAUGGCGUAUUGUUUUACCACUUGUUCUCGGCGUUCUUGGCUGGGCUGCUUUCCAUGUAUAUGAAGCAUCGCCAUUUUGUCGUGAGCCUAGUAUGCCAACCCGACUUUUCAAACAUCGCACCUCAGCCACUGGGUUCUUGAUGAUUUUCUUAGCAUCUAUUAUAAUGCAGGCUAUCGGGUACUUCUUACCAAUAUAUUUCCAAGCAGUUAAAGGGACGACACCCUUAAUGUCCGGCGUGUCAUUCCUGCCCUUUGCUUUGGCGAUUAUUCCAUUUGGCGGACUCGCAGGUACCUUUAUGUCCAAGACGGGACUAUAUAGGCCGCUCCAUUGGAUCGGUUUUGCGCUAAGCGCCGUCGGGGCUGGGUUAUUUUCGAUAUUACACGAGACUUCCAGCCGCGGCGCCUGGAUAGGCUUUCAGGUGAUCGCGUCCGGCGGAACCGGCCUAAUCUUUACAGCAACGUUACCAUCAACCCUCGCAGCGCUGCCGGAAUCUGAUGUCGCUGUCGCUACGGGUACGUACUCGUUCGUCCGCUCCCUUGGUUUAGUGUGGGGUGCGACGAUGGCCUCCAUCGCCUUCAACGGCCAGGUCAAUGUCCACCUCGACAUCGUCGCCGAACCGGAGAUUCGUUCGCUCUUAGCUGAUGGCGGCGCUUACACGUAUGCCGGCGGCCUGACCAGCUUACCGGACCCCGCUAGGGGUCAGGUCAUUAGGGUAUAUGAGUUAGCCUUGAGGGCUACUUGGCUAGUAUUUGUUGGCGUGGCGUGCCUGGGUUUCCUCAUCACAUUUGUCGAGAAGCACGUCGAGCUACGCAAAGACCAUUCAACCGAGUUUGGGCUUGCGAAGAAACUCCCUACAGAAGACGAGGCAGAAAAAGGGGGUAGGACGAGUUCUCCAGAUGCCGAAACAGUUGGGGAAGUAAACUGAGAAGCAUGCGGGAAUGAAAGUAUACAGUUACUAAGAGAAGGCUACUGGGUUUAGAAAUUUUGGUAUAUUAAUUGUGUAGUUUCAUAGUGAUCUAGGUAGAAUCUCAAAGCACUAAUUGUUUGAA